AUGGAAGGCAUGAUGCUUGGGUACCUUAACAGCAAGCAGGCGGCACUGUUCAAAAGAAUGAUUUGGGAAGCAAUGAACAAGGACUAUGAUAAGGGAAAGAGUAGAAAACGAGCCAGAAUGGCCAAGAAAGCUGCUCCUGCUAAAAAGCCAGAAAAGGCUGUCAAAGUUUCUACUGUGAUGGAUACUAAGAAUAGGCUGAGUGCAAAAAUCAACUAUGAAGCUUUGGAUAAAUUAAAUGAAGAGCUUACUACAAGCGACUAA
Prunus armeniaca (apricot) is the source of this 261-nucleotide messenger RNA. The record is from the annotation of a GenBank genome assembly. NCBI's taxonomy places the organism in Eukaryota, Viridiplantae, Streptophyta, Magnoliopsida, Rosales, Rosaceae.